This is a messenger RNA of Aspergillus fischeri NRRL 181, 2520 nucleotides long. RefSeq lists its product as uncharacterized. The transcript is spliced from 2 exons. Bases 1 to 2520 code for a protein of 839 amino acids. NCBI's taxonomy places the organism in Eukaryota, Fungi, Ascomycota, Eurotiomycetes, Eurotiales, Aspergillaceae. The record is from RefSeq and is a predicted model, not a curated record.
AUGGCUCGCCCAUUUCAAGUUCCCUACGAACCGGAGUAUGAGACUCUUUCAUCUCCCAGUACCACUACUCCAGUGGCACCACAAGCCCGCGGCGGAACUCCUAUUUCGUUUAAAACCAACGUUAACCGCGCAAAGACCAAGCGUUGGGUCGAGGCGAAGAAAUAUUCGUACGACGGGAAUGACUGGGGUGACGAUGAGUACGAGGAAUACGAGGAUGAGCCGCCACCGAUGCCCCAGCCGGCAAGCUUCAGCCAGAGCACCAACGACCUAUCCAGAGUAGCUCCUCGGGAUCCGUUGAGACCCCCGCUACCCAGCAUGGAUCGAUCACGCUCAAUGGACCAGGUGGCAACACUCGGUGUAGGACCUGCUGGAAGUCGCAGUCGGUCGGCGGACCGCAAUGCUGUUGAGGGCACUGCGGGCAGUGCUCCCUCGAACAAGUCUCUGCCUUUCGUGCGACCUGCCGACAUCUACAAACGCAUGCAAGAGAGACGUCAACAAUCGCCAGAUACCCCUCGGAAUGACAGUCCCUCCGGUCUUGGCCGUUCCCACACUGAACCUAUCUCUACAUCUCAGCCGCCUGCAACCGCGGAUCACGAACUUCAACUAGGUCCGGGAUCUUAUUCGCCGAACGAUGUCGGUCACGGCAAGGUUGAUGACCCAAGUGCCACUCCAAGAACCGCGCCUGGUGCUGCAAGCCUUGAGCUGCCCGAUGUCAGGGGAAUCUCUGGCUUCGAUGCUGACUUUUUGGCUUCGGAUUCAAGCGUGCAGAAAGAGCAGAGUUCUGAUUCUCAACAAACCCAUCAACUGCAGCACAACCCGUCGCUCGGGUUCCGUUCAGUUGUACACCAAGCAUUCGACGUCCCCGAUACUCCAAGCACAACUGUUGACAGCGUUGCACGAUCCAAUAGUGACAGCACGUCGGUCAUCAGUCCCAUCAUUGGUACUCGCGGCCCGAACGAAGAAAAGACUCCGACAAUCGUGGAGGAGCCUGGUGAAAUCUCCACACCGAAAGAUACCAACGAUCAGGCCAUGGUAUUUAAGCCUGGUCAUCGUCGAGAUCUGAGCCUUCCCAGCCCGGGUAACAGCCCUUCGAGGAAACCGAUAAUCAGUAACAGCGCCGAGGCAACUCCUCCCUCCGUGCUGGCAGAGAUGUCGUCGGAGACGCCUGCAGGCUCCCCGCGAGACAGUUCCUCUUCGUUUCAACAGCCGCUGCCACAUAGAGCCUCUGUGCUACUGCCUCAAACUGGUUCCGACAGGGACCUACCAGCGCCCCUCAACUUUGGCGCCAACCCAGCUGCCGAUUCCCCCAUCAAAAGCCAUGAAGAAAUUCCAGUGAUUAUACCUUCAAACAGCGCAGAAACUUCCCCACAGGACACCGAGAGCGAUCGGUUGAGAAAGGAGAUAAUUCGCUCCUUGAGCCGGGAAACCACGCCCUCGGCGGAAACAGAGCAGCAAACCCCUAACAGGCCGCAGACUGCUCGACAAGACACAGAGACUAGUCGGCCAGACAGUCUAAUACCCAGUGAAUACGAAAAAUACUGGAGCGAGCAAGUCGAAUCAAGCCCUCAGGAUCUAAAACCGCCAGCCCCUGUCUACGGUGCUUCUCAGAAUGCCUCGCAGCAGGAUCUGUACACCAGUUCGCCUAUGAGUGCUCCGGGGCCCACUGCUCCUGCUCAGCCUACUUCAGAACCUAAGUUGAAACGACGGUUCUCGUGGGAAUCAUCGUCAGAGGAGGAGGUACCUCCAGUGGACUUGCAGGCGGCUUCACCGUCGGCUAUCCCGAUUCCAGGACAAUUCCCUGUGGCCAACGAUGCGACCGAGCUAGCGCCAGAGACUGCCCCCAACGAGUCGGAGAUGGCAACGGAUAGAGGUCGCGAAGCUGACGUUCAACAGACGCCUGAGAAGCCUAAACUCACCCUAGUGACUCCUGCUGCCAUGGAAAAUGGCAGCGACUCGAAUGAAAGCUACCUGCCUGAAGUGGUCAAUCGUCAAAGUUUAGAGGAGCGAUCCCCAUUGCCCGAGCCCAAGAUGCCGCCCACGGUUGAGCCGACAUUGUUGGGCUUCCGGGACAUUAUGGGGAUACAAUCCUCCGAUGAGCGAGUGCGAGCUUUCGACCGUACACGGGACCAGUUCGCGACAAUCGAUACUGGUUUGAAGAAUUGGUUACAGGUGGUGAUUCGUGCCCAUCCGGAGCACAUGGAUGUUGUGGAGCAGAGCAUGAAGGCCGCCUCUGUCGAGCCUAAAGCGGUCGUAUCCAAAGGGAAAUUCCCGAAGCUGUCGUCUCUUGGACACUUCACCUCAUCGAACCAAGAUGGCCCUCCGUCUGGACCGGGCCACGCACGGCGCCCAUCUGCGCCGCUUGGUUCGAUCAUGAAUAAACAACAGGUUGAGCAACGCGGAAAGGACCUGUUACAUACAGCGGGAGCCCUGGGCGGCCGAGCAGGCGAGGCUGCCAAGGGUCUCUUCGCCAAGGGCAGAAACAAGCUGAAAAGAGGAGAGUCAGAAAAGGUAGAUGCUUAA